Cucurbita maxima (winter squash) is the source of this 966-nucleotide messenger RNA. RefSeq lists its product as uncharacterized. Lineage: Eukaryota; Viridiplantae; Streptophyta; Magnoliopsida; Cucurbitales; Cucurbitaceae. The transcript has 3 exons. Gene Ontology annotation, molecular function: hydrolase activity, hydrolyzing O-glycosyl compounds. The coding region runs from base 1 to 966 and encodes 321 amino acids. The record is from RefSeq and is a predicted model, not a curated record.
AUGGCGACGAAUGUGACGGUGGAGAUCGAGGCGGAGGAAAUGGAUGAGGGUCUGAGUUUGAUGGAGGAUUUGAAGUCGGGAGGUUUGAAUAUCAGUAGGCACACGAAAAUGCCAGGAAGGGUCAAAAUAGUUGGUUUCAUCAAGAAAAGGACAGUUGAAGAGAAUUUUGACCUUCUCGAUUUAGAGCAAGCAAAAGCCGGAUUGGCUCAAUAUAAUCCUUUUGUGUUGAACAAGACUAUUGCUGAAGCCUAUGAAGCUGUUGUUGAUGUGCUUGGAGAGAGUGGUUUAAUGGUGAUUGCCGACAACCAUAUGAGUCAGCCAAGAUGGUGUUGCUCCCUUGACGAUGGCAAUGGAUUUUUUGGAGACCGCUAUUUUGACCCUCAAGAAUGGCUACAAGGUCUUAGCUUAGUUGCUCAACGCUUUUCCAAGAAACCAACCGUACUGGUUGGAAUGAGCCUACAAAACGAGAUACGAGGAACCAAUGAAAAUGCAAAUGAUUGGAACAAUUAUGUUACUCAAGGAGUAACAACAAUCCACAACAUUAACCCAAAUGUUUUAGUGAUUGUUUCGGGCCUAAAUUUUGAUAAUGAUCUUCGAUGCUUAAAAGAGAAGCCCUUGAAUGCAAGCGCCUUAGACAACAAGUUGGUUUUUGAGGUGCACUUGUAUUCGUUCAGUGGAGAUGCAGAGAGUAAAUUUAUAAACCAGCCACUAAAUAAUAUUUGUGCAGAUAUUAUCAAUGGCUUUGUAGACCAUGCUGAAUUUGUUAGAGAAGGACCAAACCCAUUUCCUUUGUUUGUCAGCGAAUAUGGGUACGAUCAGAGAGAGGUUAACGAUGCAGAAAAUCGGUUCAUGAGUUGCUUCACAGCUCAUCUUGCACAAGAAGAUUUAGAUUGGGCAUUAUGGACUUGGCAAGGUAGCUAUUAUUAUAGGGAAGGUUGUGAUAAGCAUGUAAAAAUUUAUGAUUAA